AUGGCUUCGUCUUCUUCACUUAAAACAACCAGAAAGCCUGGGAAAGGUAGGAGCAAGAUCGAGAUUAAGAAAGUGGAACAAACCAGCAAGCGUUUCGUCACAUUCUCCAAACGCAAAUUAGGCCUCUUCCGCAAAGCCGCCGAACUAUCCCUUCUCUGCGAUUCUCAAAUCGCCGUCGUCGUCUUCUCCCAAUUCGGCAAGGUCUACUCCUCCGGCUACCCCGACCCUGACGCCGUCAUCCGCCGCUACCUCUCCUGCGCAUCCUCCUCGAUGUCGGACUCUACGUCGGCUCAUGAUCCGGAAAGAGAAUGGGCGAUGUCGCCGCUGAGACGGGAAUAUGAGGAGGCCAUGAAGGUGUUGGAGGAGGAAAAGAAAUCCCUCAGUGCUGGACUACCGGGUCGGGUUGUGAGAAUGGGUUCUGGUGGAACCGUUCGGUUGGGGAGAUGGGUUUGGAAGAAGUCAUGCAGUUCAAGGAGCGUGUUGAACAGCUGA
Messenger RNA from Neltuma alba, 492 nucleotides. Its product is annotated as agamous-like MADS-box protein AGL23. NCBI's taxonomy places the organism in Eukaryota, Viridiplantae, Streptophyta, Magnoliopsida, Fabales, Fabaceae. The transcript has a single exon. Bases 1 to 492 code for a protein of 163 amino acids. The record is from RefSeq and is a predicted model, not a curated record. Gene Ontology annotation, biological process: regulation of transcription by RNA polymerase II. Gene Ontology annotation, molecular function: RNA polymerase II cis-regulatory region sequence-specific DNA binding; protein dimerization activity; DNA-binding transcription factor activity, RNA polymerase II-specific.